AUGGCUGAAAAGCUGCAGCAGCAGCUGAUAGAACUGGGAUCCAGCUUGGAGAAACCUCCUUCUUCAGCAGACGCUUUGGUUGAACUCUUGAAGCAAGGUGUGGCAUGCCUAUCUGAGUUGGACCAGUCACCUCCAAAAUCAAUGCUGGAGGCCAUGCAACCUUUCUUAAAUGCAAUUGCCGAGCCAGCACUUUUGAAUCAUCAGGAUCAAGAAGUAAAACUUUUUGUUGCUGCUUGUCUGUGCGAAAUAACUCGAAUUACUGCACCGGAGCCCCCUUAUGAUGAUGAUACUUUAAAGGAUAUUUUCCAAUUGACUGUCAGUACUUUCAGUGGCUUAAGUGAUACAAGGGCCCCGUCAUUUGCAAAUAGAGUUGUUAUUCUUGAUACUUUGGCAAGAUACAGAUCCUGUGUGGUGAUGCUGGAUCUUGAAUGUGAUGAUCUCAUAAAUGAAAUGUUCAAUAUCUUAUUUGCUGUAGUCAGAGAUGAACAUCAUGAGAAUGUAUUGACUUCAAUGCAAACGAUAAUGGAGGUUCUCAUAGAAGAAAGUGAGGAUGUACAAGAAAACCUUGUACUUACAUUGUUGUCUGUGAUAGGCCGUGAUGAGGAGGAUGUGACGAUGGCUGCGAGGAGACUUGCUAUGAGUGUGAUAGAGAAUUGUGCCGGGAAACUAGAACCUGGCAUAAAGCAAUAUUUUGUGUCUUCAAUGUCUGGAGAUAGCAGCUCUGUGAAACCUGAUAUCAGUUACCAUGCUGUGCUUUAUAAUAUUUACCAGUGUGCUCCUCAAAUCUUGACAGGACUUGUUCCUUAUAUCAAUGGAGAGCUAUUGAGUGAACAAGUGGACACUCGUUUGAAAGCAGUGGGUUUAGUUGGUGAACUCUUUGCUCUGCCUGGAUCUACAAUUUCUAAAGCAUUCCAGCCAGUCUUCACAGAGUUUCUGAAAAGGCUUACUGAUAGAGUGCUAGAGGUUAGGAUGGCUGUCCUUGCACAUGUCAAGUCUUGUCUUCUGGUCAAUCCAUUCAGAGCUGAAGCUUCUCAAAUAAUAUCUGCCCUUUGUGAUCAUUUGUCGGACGACGAUGAGAAUGUGCGUAAACAAGUUGUCUCUAUCGUUUAUGAUGUAGCAUCAAAUGCCCCCACAUCCAUAAAAGUUGAAACAAUCAAGCUGCUCUCGGAUCUACUUCAAGACAAAUCUCUCCUGCUUAAAAGAUAUACUAUGGAGAGGUUAGCUGACAUACAUCGAGUAUCUUGCAUAAACCGGUCUGAAAGCUCGGUGGAGAAUGAUGCAUAUGACUGGAUUGUUGGGAAGAUCCUCAGAUGCAUCUAUGAUGAAGAUUUUGGGUCAGAUAAAAUUGAACCCAUUCUCUCUCUAUUCUUGUUUCCAAAUGAUUUUUCUGUCAAGGAUAAGGUGACGAAUUGGAUCAGAAUUUUUGCUGGGUUUAACAAAAUUGAGGUGAAGGCUCUUGAGAAAAUACUAGAGCAGAAACAAAGGUUGGUGAAGCUGCUUUUGUUUAUGUUAGAUUUUCUUAUGUUGUUUGUCUUUGUGCAGGAAAGUGAUGGCUCUGAGACCCAAAAGAAAGUAAUGCUUUGUUUCCGUGUUAUGUCCCGAUGUUUUAGUGAUCCAGCAAAGGCGGAGGAGAACUUUAAGAUUCUUGAUCAGUUAAAAGAUUCAAAGUUUUGGGAACAUUUAAAGCAACUUGUUGAUCCAAACAUGAGCUCUCCACAGGGCAUCAGUUUACGGGAUGAUUUACUGAAGACCCUUGGCCACGAACAUCGACUUUAUGAGUUCCUGAGCUCUCUGUCGUUGAAAUGCUCAUAUAUACUUUUUGAUAAAGAUCAUGUCAAAGAAGUCCUUCAGGAGGCUGGUGUGCUGAAGACUUCUGGAAAUAAUGACCUAAUAUUAUCCUGCAUGACUAUUCUUGUGAUUCUUAGUCGAUUUUGUCCAUUACUGCUUGGUGGGAUUGAAGAAGACUUGGCAUGUCUUCUUGAGGAUGACAAUGAAAUAAUAAAGGAAGGUACUUUACAUAUUCUUGCAAAGGCUGGGGGUACAAUUCGAGAACAAUUGGGUGUUUCAUCAAGAUCAUUAGACCUUAUUCUUGAGCGGAUAUGCUUCGAGGGUAACCGAAGGCAAGCUAAGUAUGCUGUCCAUGCUCUGGCAUCCAUCACAAAAGAUGCUGGGCUCAUGUCACUCUCUGUUCUAUACAAGAGGCUUGUUGAUAUGCUUGAAGAAAAGAUGCAUUUGCCAGCUGUGCUACAAUCUCUUGGAUGCAUCGCACAAGCUGCUAUGCCAGUCUUUGAAACAAGAGAAAGUGAGAUUGAAAAGAUUGUAUAUAAAUUGUGUACAUUGCAGAUGGUCGAAGAUAAAGAACCUGGUUAUUGGGAUGAUAGAAGCGAACUAUGUUCUUUAAAAAUCUUUGGGGUUAAAACACUGGUCAAGAGCUAUUUACCUGUCAAGGAUGCCCAUCUUCGUUCUGGAAUUGAUAAGCUAAUUGAAAUCCUCAAGAAUAUACUAUCUUUUGGUGAAAUCUCAAGAGAGAUCAAAUCAAGUUUGAUUGAUAAAGCUCAUAUGAAGCUUGCUGCAGCAAAAGCUAUUCUUCGCUUAUCAAAGCAUUGGGAGCACAAAAUUCCAAUUGAUGUCUUUUAUCUUACACUGAGAACUUCGGAGGACAAUUUUCCUGAUGUAAAGAGAACAUUAUUCAACAAGAUUCAUCAGUAUGUAAAGGAUCGAAAUUUAGAUCCUAAAUUUGCUUGUACCUUCCUACUAGAUAUUUCAUCUCAGCAGUCAGAUUUGGAAGAGAACAAGCGGAACUUGAAUGACAUCAUCCAGAUGUUUCGACAAGGAAGGGGACAGCAUUAUUCUUCACAGGCUGAUCCGAAUUCUCCGUCACUUUAUCCAGAACACUUGCUUCUACAUGUGGUCCACUCCCUUGCUCAUCAUCCUUCAUUUCCCAAUAUUGAUGAAUGCAAAGAUGCAAAAGCAUAUGAAGCUAUGUACAGGCAGCUGUAUCUAUUCCUGUCUAUGCUGCUGGAUGGGGAAGCAGAUGGCAAUAAUGUCAGGGUUACCAAGGACAAAGGGACUGUUUCAUUAUUGUAUUCUAUUUUCUUAUGCAUCAAGCAUUCCGAAGAUGUUUUCGAUUCAACUAAGUCCAAGAAUUCAUAUGCUCUAUGCGAUCUUGGUUUAUCAAUUCUGAAAAGAUUAGCUCCAAAACAAGUUGAUCCUCAAGACUCAAGCGCGUCUGUGAUCCUACCGUCUAUGCUUUAUAAACCACUUGAAAAGAAAGAAGAUGAUGAGUUGCCGGUUGGUCAAGAGAAGACAUGGUUGGCAGAUGAUUGUGUCUUGGCCCAUUUUCAGUCACUUGAAUUGGAAGCUAAUGAAAUUGUAAACUCAGUUAUUGAGGAUGACAUCUUGAAGGAAAGUGAAACAGAGCCUUUAGCAAAGUUAAUGAAACGACUAAAAGCUAAAGCAGCAAAGGCAAGAAAAGAGGUGAAGAAUGAGCCUGCACCUGCUGUAGGGGCAAAUGCAAAUGAAUUUGAUAUAUUAGAGAUGGUGAAGGAAAUAAAUUCUGAUAAUCUCGGUACAAACAUCAAGCCUGGGUCAAGUAAUGGACUUGAGCAGGUUCAUGAAAAGGAAACGAGUAGCAAUAAGCUUCAGAAAAGGAAAUCACUGUUUAGUAAAUCAAUGGAUGUUCCUGUGCCAAAACGUAAGAGAACAGCAUCUACUCACUCUCGCAAGCCUCUUCAAUCAAGCCCUUCAAAGGGCUCUGGGAGGCCUACUAAAAUAAAUUUAGAGAAUACUGAUGUUGGCACUGAGAAAAUUGAUGAAGAGCUUCCAACUAAAUCAAAACAGCAACCUAUAAAAGAAAAAAUAGCUAAAUCGGCAGAGUCCGACUUGGUAGUUUCACGUGUUGGAAAGAAAUCAAGUGUAUCCUCUAAGCAGAAGGGCAAACAAUCUGACAGAGAUCAGAUGAGAUCAUUCAAAGACUCCUCGACUGCUAAGAAGUCAAAAAAAGUCGUAGAAACUGAAAAAAAACAUUCCAGCUCUGGUAAGGUGGUACAUUUGAAGAAGCAAAAGCAGAACAAAGUAAUAUCAAAGGUUAGUUGCACAACCAAGGAAAAUGGAAACUCCUCCCGUGACUUAAUUGACCAGCGAGUAAAAAUUUGGUGGCCCCUUGACAAACAGUUUUAUGAAGGUGUUGUGAAGUCCUUUGAUUCGGAGAAAAAAAUGCAUGUGAUAUCAUAUGAUGAUGGAGAGGUUGAAGUUCUUUGUUUAGAUAAAGAACGUUGGGAGCUUCUUGAUAAAGGCAAAAAAACUGAGAAGUCUGAUUUGCCGAAGGGCCUUCACCCUAAAGGAGGAUCAUCGGGCAAGAAGAAAAAAUCUACUGCAGGCUCCGAAAGAAAUAAAGAACUUGAAGAGAAGUCCCCGUCGUCUAAAGCAAGAGGGAAAAGUACUCCACACAAAAGUGUAAAACUUAAGCAAAAGGAACAGUCAAAGAGUAAAUCCACAGUGGGAAGCAGCGGACACCCAGGUGUCGCGCACCCCACUCUCAAAAAGUCUAAGCCCAAUUAUUUAGGCUCAGGGAAAGAUAAGAGUGGAAAGAUCAGGAAUAGUGGGCCCAAGGAGAUAUCGAGCUACGACGAGAAACUAACCAACAAAGAUGACGACAAGGGGUCGCCUGAAGCAGAACUAAAUAAAGAAGAGGAAAGUGAUUCUGAGAAUACGGAAAGUGACGAUUUUGGUCGUGAUGCCCGGAAAUCCCAUGAUGGCGCUGAUGACUCUUCUGAUGAGAUGGAGGUUGACAAGAAGGAAGAACUGGCUAAUGAAGCUGAGGACACGAACAACCAACUAACAUCUGAGGAAAAGAAGCCGUCUGAUUCUGGCUCGCUAGAUGCUGAAAUUUCUGAUGAUGAGCUUCUGAGCACGUGGAAGAAACGUGCGGGGAAGAAAUAA
Striga hermonthica is the source of this 4941-nucleotide messenger RNA. Lineage: Eukaryota; Viridiplantae; Streptophyta; Magnoliopsida; Lamiales; Orobanchaceae. The record is from the annotation of a GenBank genome assembly.